AUGGCGCCAAAUCCGGUAACAUUCCCUCCAGGCUAUGCAGAGGAAACAGCAGGCCCACGCUCCGUCAGAGUUGCGAUCGCUUUUAUAGUCUUAGAUAUAGUUGUGGUCGCUCUUCGUUUUGCUACCCGCCUAACUUAUAAAGUAAAAUUGGGCUUAGACGAUUAUAUCAUUAUUCCGGCGUUAAUAUUCUCUCUGGGCAUGUGUGCUGUUACAAUCUUGGAGGUCAAAAUCGCAGAUGUCGGUCAUCACUUGGCAGUCCUCGCCGUUCGGGAACCCGACAGUCUAAUAACCUGGGCCAAGAUGGGAUAUGCGAUAGAAGAAAUAUAUUGCGUCGCGGUCGCUUUACCAAAACUUUCAAUCUUGGCAUCAUAUUUACGAAUAUUCACGGCUAGAUCCUAUCGAAUCGCAACCUAUAUGAUAGGAUAUAUAAUCGUUGGGACGGCCAUAGCGGGGAUUCUGACAUCUCUCCUCUCCUGUCGACCAUUCUAUGCACGAUGGAAUUUAGAUCUCGCUCCCACCCAUUGUAUAAACAUAGUGCGUUUCUGGACGGGUAUAAACGUACCGAGCAUCGCUACCAAUAUUAUGAUGUUAAUACUUCCCUGGCCGACAAUAUGGGGCUUACAAAUCGACAAGAAGCAGAAGAUUGCCCUUUCGGGGAUUUUCGUGCUAGCCAGUGGUGGUAUGGUGGCAUCAAUUAUUCGCCUAAUCACCACUCUGCAAAUGAAGGCCAUGACCGACGAUGGCACUUGGAAAUCCGCCGAUAUUGAAUUAUGGUCUGUCGUCGAAUCGAGUAGCUACCUAAUCGCCGCUUGCCUCCCGGUACUUCGACCAAUUUACAUAAGUGUAAUAGAUAAUGCAGCAUCACUCAAACGACAUUUAACGAGCAAUACCUUCGAUUUUUCGACAACCCCCAGUACCGAAAACCCUAAGGGCUUCGUGUAUGUUGAGAUGGAUUCAUACCAAAAGGUGGAAUCCGUUAGAGGGGAGCCAAAAGUCAUACGACCCGUCGUCGGAAUUGAUUGUCCCUCGAGCGUAACAACCACAAUACAUAGUGCUAGGAGUACGCCUCGGAAGGAUAUGCAUAAGUUAACCAAAUCAUAUGGGUCGGAGAAGGAGCUUAGAUAA
Hypoxylon trugodes is the source of this 1125-nucleotide messenger RNA. RefSeq lists its product as uncharacterized. The coding region runs from base 1 to 1125 and encodes 374 amino acids. The record is from RefSeq and is a predicted model, not a curated record. Lineage: Eukaryota; Fungi; Ascomycota; Sordariomycetes; Xylariales; Hypoxylaceae. The transcript has 3 exons.